AUGCUCGGUCGCUCCCUGCCUUUGCCUCCGCCUCCGUCUCCGCGUGCGCUCCCCAUCCCCAUCCCCUGCCUCCCCCGCCCCCGGACGUGCUCUGCUUCUCCAGAUCCGCCGCCGACGCUGCUGCUGCCGCCGCGUCCUGAGAAAAUGGCGAUGAUGGUGGAUCCACCGAACGGCAUGGGAAACCACGGGAAGCACUACUACACCAUGUGGCAGACCAUGUUCGAGAUUGACACCAAGUACGUGCCGAUCAAGCCCAUCGGAAGAGGAGCCUACGGGAUAGUUUGCUCCUCGAUCAACCAGGAGACCAACGAGAAGGUCGCCAUCAAGAAGAUAAACAACGUCUUUGACAACCGCGUGGAUGCGCUGAGGACGCUGCGCGAGCUGAAGCUCCUUCGGCACCUGCGCCAUGAGAAUGUCAUUGCCUUGAAGGAUAUAAUGAUGCCGAUACAUAGGAGGAGCUUCAAGGAUGUCUACUUGGUCUCCGAGCUCAUGGACACGGAUCUGCAUCAGAUUGUCAAGUCGUCUCAGCCGCUGUCCAAUGACCACUGUCAGUAUUUCCUUUUUCAGCUGCUCCGAGGACUGAAGUACCUUCAUUCAGCAGGGAUACUCCAUAGAGACCUGAAGCCUGGGAACCUUCUGGUCAAUGCAAACUGUGACCUGAAGAUCUGUGACUUUGGUCUGGCUCGCACAAAUAACACUAAAGGUCAGUUUAUGACUGAAUACGUUGUCACCCGCUGGUACAGAGCUCCCGAGCUGCUGCUCUGCUGCGACAACUAUGGCACCUCCAUAGAUGUCUGGUCUGUUGGCUGCAUCUUUGCUGAGCUACUUGGCCGCAAGCCGAUCUUUCCAGGAACCGAGUGCCUUAAUCAGCUUAAGCUCAUAGUCAAUGUUCUUGGCACCAUGAGCGAGGCUGACCUCGCGUUCAUUGACAACCCGAAAGCGCGCAACUACAUUAAAUCCCUUCCAUACACCCCAGGGAUUCCCCUCAGUAGCAUGUACCCGCAAGCGCACCCUCUUGCCAUUGACCUGUUGCAGAAGAUGCUUGUCUUUGACCCUUCCAAAAGGAUCAGUGUCACCCAGGCUCUGGAGCACCCCUACAUGUCCCCGCUGUAUGAUCCCAGCGCAAACCCUCCUGCGCAGGUGCCCAUCGAUCUCGACAUAGAUGAAAACAUUGGCACAGAUAUGAUCCGAGAAAUGUUGUGGCAGGAGAUGCUCCAGUACCACCCCGAGGCCGCCAGGAUGGUGAAUAUGUGA
Molecule: messenger RNA, 1254 nt
Organism: Triticum turgidum subsp. durum (durum wheat)
Lineage: Eukaryota; Viridiplantae; Streptophyta; Magnoliopsida; Poales; Poaceae
Source: the annotation of a GenBank genome assembly